Molecule: messenger RNA, 1527 nt
Organism: Plasmopara halstedii
Lineage: Eukaryota; Oomycota; Peronosporomycetes; Peronosporales; Peronosporaceae
Product: trp protein for ciliary function
Exons: 2
Coding region: 1-1527 (508 amino acids)
Biological process (GO): non-motile cilium assembly
Cellular component (GO): BBSome; ciliary basal body; non-motile cilium
Molecular function (GO): protein binding
Source: RefSeq, a predicted model, not a curated record
AUGGACUUCGAUGCGUUUGAUCAGGUGGAUCCAUUUUACAUGGCUCUAUUGCGCUCGCGCCAAAGAAGAUUUACUGACUGUAUCGACAUAUGCACUGACAUCUUGGCUAAAAAUCCGUACGAUCAAGCAGCUUGGGUAACCAAGACGAAGGCUAUGACAAUGCAAAACUUUAUCGACGAUUCGGAGCUAGAAGAAGAUGGUGCUGCGGAUCUUCUCAUGGACGACAAUGUUAUGGCAUCCAUGCCUCGUCCUGGCACGUCAUUAAAUCGUCCAAAUUCGCGGGCAGGCCUAGGGAAUCCGAGUCUGCGGCCCAUGACAUCCACCGGACGUCCACUUAGUGGGUAUGCAAGACCCGGAACGAGUUCAAGACCAGGAACGGGAAACAUUUCGGUUGAUCAAGCGCUGCAGGGCAAUCGACCGGGUACUUCACGUCCUGCAACAACGUUAGGACGACAAGUGCGACUUGGCACAGCGUCGAUGCAGGCAACCGACUCGGGGGUCUUUAUCGAUGUAAACCGUCUCGAUCUUAAGCGGUACGCGAAACGGCCUGCCAUUGCAAAGGCACUUGUAGACUAUUUGCUCUACUGUGAACACAAUCCACGGAAAGCACUUGAAUUGGCUGCAGAAGCAACAGUAGCUGCCGACUACAAGGACUGGUGGUGGAAGGCAAGGCUUGGUAAAUGUUACUAUCAGCUAGGACUAUUCCGUGACGCAGAAAAGCAAUUUGAAUCAUCGCUACGGAACCAAGAUAUGAUUAUAACAUUUCUGGAGCUUGGUAAGGUGUAUCUACGACUCGAUCAGCCAAACACAGCCCUCGAUAGGUAUGAAAAGGGUAAGGCCAAAUUUUUGGGAGAUACGCAACUCCUUGUGAGCAUUGCGCGUGUUCAUGACAUGCUGAACGACGUGGAGAAGAGUGUGAGCGUUUAUAAAGAAGUGUUACAAUUGGAUGCAUCGAAUGUUGAAGCCAUCGCAUGCUUGGCAUCCAAUUACUUUUAUACUGAUCACCCAGAAGUUGCACUGCGCUACUACCGGCGUUUGCUGCAGAUGGGUGUCAAUACGACAGAGCUUUGGUGUAACAUCGGUCUUUGCUGUUUCUACGCGUCACAAUAUGAUAUCACACUCUCGUGUUUUGAUCGAGCUCUUUCACUUGCAUCGGACGACUGCAUGGCUGACGUUUGGUACAACAUUGGCCAAGUUGCUAUCGGUAUCGGAGAUCUUGGUUUAGCGUACCAGGCAUUUAAGAUCGCUGUUUCGAUAGACAGCAAUCACGCCGAGUCGUACAAUAAUCUUGGCGUACUUGAAUUGCGCAAGGGCAAUAUGGACCAGGCACAUGCCAAUUUUCAACUAUCCGAAUCUCUUGCAGACUUCAUCUUUGAGCCGAGCUACAAUCGCGCUUUGCUUGCUUAUAAGGUGGGCGACUUCCACGACUCAUUUACCAAGGUCAAUCGUGCACUUACAUUGAAUCCGGCACACAAUGACUCGCUGGAGCUGAAAAAACAGCUUCAGGAAUUUCUCACAAUGCUUUAG